This is a messenger RNA of Ectocarpus sp. CCAP 1310/34, 2113 nucleotides long. NCBI's taxonomy places the organism in Eukaryota, Phaeophyceae, Ectocarpales, Ectocarpaceae. The record is from the annotation of a GenBank genome assembly.
CCCAGGGAGAGCUGGUUGUAGGUUUCCGAGACAGAGAGAGAGGUCACCACCCACACAUAGCCUAACAGCGAAGUCUGGCGGAGAGGUACCAUGUGGGUCAUCGAGCCGAUCAAGCAGGCUAACGGUAAGGGGAACGAGUUCCGGAAGGCAGCGACGUCGUCGGGAUUGAAGCUCCUGGCGUUCUUCGCCGCUGUGCGAGUCGCUCACUACGCUAUGAACCGACCAAGAUGACGAGGAUGUUUUGUUGCGGUGGUGGUGGGAGGUGCCGCCGACAGUGGAAAACGUUUGUGGGUGACAACAUGGCGCGGUACGUCAUGGAACUGCGGAAAAUCUUCGUUUUCUUGGAUGAAGCAUUGCGUAACGCCAUUCACACAUCCCGCACGAAGGCGCCCUUUGUUGGAGGGGCAGGGGGCAGCACUGGGAUUGGCUGGUCCGCUCUAUCGCGGGUAGGCGGUUGUUGAUGGCCGUGAACCUUUUCGAUUACCGGAACGCGUAGGGUAGGUUGUGCGACGGCUUCUCGAUUCAAUUGGCCUGCACCGGUUUUCAAGGGCGACGUGAAGUAUUAACAAGCCCGAAAUAAAUCUGGAGCAGUAGUAGACCUUCCGCCAGCGUCACGAUUUUUUCCCCAGUACAUUCGGUCAUCGUGCGUGUCUCGUUCUUUUUUUCUUGCUCGUUCGCCUUGCCGACAAGGACGUUCUUGACAACAAGUUCUGUGUUGUGUUGGAUGUGUGAUUCCCCUCCCCCCCUCCAUCGGCCCGUUGUAUCGGGGGGGACGAUAGACUGUUUGGCGGUUGCGGUUGCAAUUGCGACCGUGCAAUUGGGGGAGGGGAGGGUAGCGUCUUUCAUGGGAUGACUUCGUCGUCAGACCAUGGUACUCUCUUGUCCCCACGAGAUCUGCCAGGAAUUGUGUUCGUUUGUCGCAAAUACGGGGUGAGGGGGGUUGAUUGGCAGCGAGGGCGGCAGUGACGUGUAUUCAACAGCAUGUGUAUUUUUCUUCUUUCUUCCAAAGUUAAGUUGCCAUUCAAGCACUAUCCUUAAAAGCUGUAAGACCGUACUGGAGAAUAACAUCAUCUCAGGAGUGGUUCUCUGCGUGAAGCUGUCGAAGUCGUGAACACUGCUGUCGUCAGGGUAAUCUUCCGUUUUAUGUGGACCUCGUUUGCGUCGUGCCUGUCAAGUGUUUCCCGGGUCUUUGCGACCAGGACGGAUGUGGGACCGUUGAGAAUCUUUGAUAUUAUCAACAACCACAGCCAAACACCAAAGAUGAUGCUGAGGACGUGCCCGGAGCGCUUGGUCUUAAGGCAUGCACACUGCAUAUUCCCGGAGAAUGAAGUGUCGACCCUCUACCGCAGUGAUUCCUCGCCCUUUACCACCCUUGUGUGCGGGUGACAAAUGUAACUGUUACAGCCGUACAUGUAUGCCUAUUUCACCGCGCACGGAUCCCGUGCCUACAACGCAGAACAGAACAUGUGCUAGACACGAUAAGGUGUUUCGGCUACUCCCCCCCAACGCCACACACAGCGACUUACUUCAUCUCCGGAAACCAAUAUCGAAGGCAAGCACGGCAGGAGGGGUGGAGGAGAGGAAACCUUCUGUGUGUCUGACCACGGAUUGGAGCUGCUACACGGCAGAAAUGCUGCGUGUUGUGUAGCGCUGAUUCCAAGUGAUGGAAGAAAAAAAAUCACGGAGUAACUGCGGCAAGUGAAGGGCACACACACUUUCCUCUAAAACACUUGAUGACAUGAUAGUUUUUCUCCAUGUGCGAAGGGUAAAGGGCAUUGAUGUCCGCAACAUUGCCAGCCAAAAAGCGACUAGCAAUGCCCCAAACCAAACACAAAACAAGAUAUAAAGACGGUGCCCGGCAACCCAGAAAAAAAAAAAAAUCCUACCGUACACCGCUCCACCUCCAUCUCAUCCAAAAGCUGUUCCAAACGCCUGCGUGUCAAUUCGAGAAUGCAUGUCAUAACAUGCAAGCAACUUGCUAUGCGGCCGUCGACGGUUCUGGUGCUAGUCCUGCUGACUCCCAAUCGAGAACUCGCCUUCUACAUCUUCGGUGCAGGCGCCGAUAGCGACACCCGAACCACUGUCGUACGUCACACAUGCUGCUGCUGCUGCU